This is a messenger RNA of Nestor notabilis (Kea), 1101 nucleotides long. It is a transcript of the gene WDR88, whose product is annotated as WD repeat domain 88. The record is from RefSeq and is a predicted model, not a curated record. The transcript is spliced from 10 exons. The annotation marks the transcript as partial. Gene Ontology annotation, molecular function: protein binding. Lineage: Eukaryota; Metazoa; Chordata; Aves; Psittaciformes; Psittacidae.
AUCCAAUUCAAUAUUCUGAGAGGACACAGUGACACUGUGAGCUCCUGUCACUUCUGCUUUGGAGACACAAAAAUACUGUCAUGCUCUUAUGAUAAAACAGUGAAGCUCUGGGAUGUUGAUAAAGGUGUUCCUAUUCACGUUUUUGAAGAACAGCACACUGCCCCAAUUUCUGAGUGCAGCUUGACUCCUGAUGACAGAAGAAUGGUAACGUCGUCAUAUGAUAACACUGUCAAGGUUUGGGAUAUGGAAACAGGAAAAAUACUUUGGACAGCGGAACAUGAUGGCAUUGUAACUUCAUGUAACAUUUCUUGUGAUGGUAGAUAUGUGGUAUCUAGUUCUGACAGAGAAAUUGCCAUACAUAUUUUUGAUUCAGUAAGUACAACAGUAGUGGCACAUAUCCGAGGUCAUCACAAAAGUACAAUCACAAGAUGUUGUUUUGAUCCUGAUAACCAGAGAGUGACUUCAGUAUCAUAUGAUAAGACCAUAAAGCUAUGGGAUAUGCUAACACGAUCCACCUCAAUUACAAUUAACAAGGGACACAGCAAUGCUAUCUCAGAUUGCUGCUUUACUUCUCAUGGUCAUCACUUGUGCACAGCAUCCUGGGACAGAAGCUUAAAAAUAUGGGAUAUAAAGAAAGGAGAAUUUCAGUGUCAUGAACCUGUUUCCUUGUACGAAGGACAUGAAGGUUCUGUUAGUUCCUGCGUUUUUAGCCAAGAUGCAUCCCUUGUCGUGUCUGGUGGAUAUGACAAAGCUGUAGCUAUAUGGGAUACAGAUGCAGGCUAUAAAAAGCUAAGCUUAAAGGGUCAUUGGGACUGGGUGACAGAUGUUGCUAUCAGCAGAAACAAGAAAUGGAUUCUUUCAGCCUCAAAGGAUUCUACUUUGCGAUUGUGGAAUGUUGAGAAGAUGGAUGACGUUCCUUCAGUGACAGACAUCAGAAAAGAAAGAGGCUCAAACAUUGCUCAGUGUGAAGAAUGUGAAAGACCUUUCUUGUGCCUGCAACGUAGUGACUCUGAAAUGAUAUCCAAGUGUGUCUUCUGUCGUCUGUCUUCUCCACUGAGAAAAAUUUUGCCAUUGCCACAUUCUGUUUCUUGUGAUCUUUAA